AUGGGUGGCUCAGGGCGUCAUCGACGACGUACUCGAGUCGGACCCGGCGGUGCAGUGGUCUCGUCACUCUCCACACGAGCUGGUGGCGUUGUUCGAAGCACGGGCGAUGUGGCGUCUAGUGCGGGCCCUGCAGCGGGCUUAGGAGCUGGCCUCACAACCACGGAAACCAACUUGGACCCCGUUCAGGCGUACAAGGAGCGAAAAGCUGCCGCACGGCGUUUACGUGCUCAGCGCCUGGACGCGGACUCGACCAGCACUGAAAUGGGUGCGAGUGUCUGCCGGACACAGUCUAGCGCAGCGUUCUCGGCAGCGUCUCUGGGUCAAGGAAGGGCGCAGGGCUCGCCUGCUUCAACAAAUGAAGAGCAAACGAUCACGAAGCGGACCUGGGUUGGUGCGACGCCUCAACUGCUGCUGCAGGAGUGGAUGCAGCGGGCGGGACUGCGAGGUCAACCGCGACUCGCCAAGCAACCUUCCAGCGGGUGGCUCAUACGACUCGGAAAGGGCCAUCAUUCCCAGCAGCAGCAGCAGCAGCAGCAGCAGCAGCGGGGUUCAUAUCACCAAGUAGCAUCUGUCUAUAGUUGGAAUGGGGAGGCCUUAUCACCUGCAGACGCCCACAUGGUGGAUACAGACGAAAAAGCAGCGAAGCUGGCUGCCUUGUGGGUGCUGGCUUCAGUCGAUCGUCAGCGCAACCAUGCCUUGCGCUUAGAACCGUCCCUGCGGCCAUUCUGGGCUCGCUUCGUGGCUGCUCACGAGGCUAAAGAAAAGCAGAUUGCCGCACAAGCAGCAGAAGCCGCGAACGCUCGAGCAAGAGCACGAGCGGAAGCCAAAAAAGCGUAUCGAGAGCAGCAGCUCCUAGUCCCACUGCGACUGGAAGAUAGAACGCGGGCUGCUGUCGAGGAAGCGCUUGUUUGUCUCCUUGAACUCGAUGCGUCGGCGUCUCUCGAGAGCAUGUGGAUGCAGGCAUCACGGGCACUAGGCGCGGAGCAGCACUGGCUCUGGCAACAGCUCCGGGAGCUCGGGUUUGAUGCUGAGGCAGCGGCGGAAGCAGCCGCACGAUGUGUCGUGGAACCUGCAGGCUCUGGGAUGCGCUCUGCUGAGCAGCAGCGAUCCCAGGCGCUCGACUGGUUAUGUCUUCAUCUCGAUGAGGAUGAAUUGCCGCCCUCGUUUAGACCAGAGCAGGCCACGGAGGUUGUCGCCUUUCGUGCUGAGCAUGCAAAACAAGCACUGGAAGCUGCAAACAACCGUGCAAAGGCUGUAGAUCCGAAAGCGUCCCUGGACCCGUCUCCGGCCUGCUCAACGGUGCGCACGCCUGGCGCAACUCAAAAAGGCGCUGGUAUUGCGAAGAGCAACUCGGGUGCGUACAGCGAGAGCGAGCGUCUAAGGGCGCUCGAAUGGCUCGUGAACACCAUGGCGCUGAUGAAUCGUGCUCAAGGAGAGAGGCUUCUUCUUGCGAACAGGGAUCGAGUGCUUGACGCUGCACACGACUGGAUAAGAGAGCUCUUGAUCUUCACACCGACCGAGUCCAUCGCUUUUCUGCUGGAGCGGGUCCGGAUGCCGUCGAAGAUACGCACUGGCCGUCUCCAGCAUCGAGAAUUGAGUGGGGAUAAGAAUUCUCUUCGUCAUUCGGAGGGUACCCUCUAUAACGGGAACAGAGACAGCGGUGAUUGUAUGUUCAGGUAUGCUUCAUCGGCGAACGCGACAGCUACUGAGGAUAUGUUGGGAGAUCCUCUUUCUGAAGAGACAGAGCUUUUCGAGGAAACGGAGCAUGUACUUGAUCCUCGCUCCAGGUCUCUUGCAGAUACGCAGUCUUCAGUAGAGAAAGAGCAACGGCUGGAUACCGUCGAUUUCCGCCGUAGCUGCUGGGCACUCGAACGCCAGGAACUGGAGGCACGCUUCGGCCGUGCUUUCCGCUGGACUCGUGAGGUUCUCCCCUCGUCCAGUCUACCGCAACCGCUAUCGUCGAUCGAUGAUCACGUGGAUGCCGAAGGCUUCGAAAUCGACUUGCAGAUGGAUCUCAGCAGAACAGCGCCCAAGCUGGAUACGCCCUCAGCACGAACCGGAGCGGGAGCACCAACGACACCAACGGCGACACGUUGGGGACUAUCCCGUCUCUGUGGCCAUCUCUAUGGUUAUCCAGAGACGCUUCCGAUUCUCUGGUUUGAAGACUCGACGACAACGACGACAACUUUGGAGACGGUUCGAGCGACGCGGCGUCCGCCUCGACGCGUGCGGCGGGCCUGGCUUCGUUCUCUCCAUGGAGCGGUGCUGUUGGCGAUGGAUCGUAGUCGCCAAGCACCUGAGUGUGUACCGGCCAGAGGAGCCGUACUUGCACCAACCAUUUACGAUUGGCUAACAGAAUGGCAAAGCAAGCAAGGAGCGACACCUACGCUCCCAUCAUGCCGUGCAUUUGACCCAGACUCGAGGCCGACGCAUCUUCGCCCUGGCCCUGCUGGCGCUUCCAGGAGCUUGACUGCUCGAAAGAGCAGCUCUCGAAAGGCUGGGCCUUCGAGCAGCUUCUCCAGCGCAGGCAUUGAACCGGAUCCCGCUCUAGACCGCGAGUUGCAGCAGCGAGAACGUGAACGCUUAGAGCGUAUAGAGCGCCGGCAUUCGCCACCAGCACUGACCCGCUUACCCGCUCGUCAAUACCAGCAGGCAUUCUUGUCUUUGCUGGCUGCGGGAACAAAUCCCGUUCUCAUUCAAGCGGAGACGGGAUCGGGAAAAACAACCCAAUGCCCCGCAAUGAUCCUUGAGAAUGCACUGUUGCAGGGCCGAGCCUCGCAAACACGCAUUCUAGUGACCCAACCGAGGAGGAUUGCGGCGAUCACCGUUGCCAAACGAGUCGCUGAUGAGCGCGGUGAACGCCUAACCGCCGACUCGGAAACACCGCAAAGACAGCGCACAAGAACUGACGACAACGCACACGAAGCUGGACUUGUCGGCUAUCAAGUCCGUCUGCAGGGCCGAAUCUCACCGCACACGCGUCUGGCGUUCUGCACGACCGGUAUCGUGCUGCGGAUGCUGCAGCAGGACCCCAGUUUAACGAAUAUUUCGCAUUUAAUUUUGGAUGAGGUUCACGAACGUAGUGCGGAGAUGGACAUGCUGCUGUGCUGUGUUCGGAGGUUGCUGGCUUCACGAUCUGAUCUCCAAGUCGUAUUCAUGAGUGCAACUGCAAACGCUGCGUCUUUGGAGCGCUAUCUGGGGGCUGCUGCUGCUGCUGCUGCUGCUGCUGGUGAUGCGUCAACACCACGCACUCUUCGAGUCCUUCAGAUACCUGGUCGCACGUUUCCGGUGAUGAUUCGUUGGCUUGAGGAUCUACCCAGUUGGCGGAACGGUAGCGCGCAUGGUACCGCUUCCGUAGAACGCUCCGCUACCACCAUUGCUCAUCCAAUACUUCACGUCUGUGAUGAUGCGCAAGUCGUGUCGCUCUGUGAACAGGACGAGCACCAUGAGCUCGACACGGGAGCGAAGGAUGCCGCCUCCUGGCAAGCGUUCCAGCUGGCAAAGCGGUGCGCUCACCAGCACCCUACGGAUGAUGCUGAUCAUCGGGCAGGUCGUGCUGGUGCCGCUCAUACCAAGCCAUUGUCCAUGAAGCAGCUAGCAGCGACCGAUGCCCGCUCGCUGGAGCAGAUACGAUGUUUGGAAGCGACAGCAGCGAGCGCCCAGAGAACGCCAGAGAUGGAUCUUGCACUUGAUGCCGGCGCUAAUACGGAAACGAAGCUCUCGCCCAUGCUCGAUGCGCUUCAGCUCGAAGAAACUGCGAACGCUGCCAGUAACAACGCUGCGGACGUGUUUGGACGGCAUCCAGAGCGUAGUGCGGAACGCCAAGCGUCGGGAAGCACUGCUGCUGGUACCUGGGGCGAAAACGUCGACCCCGCAGACGAGGAGUCCUGCGCUGCGUCCGACGCCCAACAAUGGACACCGCUGGGGUUCAGCAGCGUCAAAGGAGCAUCCCUGGCCCUAGUCGAGUUCGUAGUACGACGCUUAGACGAGGAGCUGAGCGCUCAGGAAGCACGCUGUGGAUCCGGGAAACGCGGAGCUAUUCUGGUGUUCUUGCCGGGCGUCGUGGAAACCGAACAGCUGUGUCGGCGACUGCAUCGACUGGGAGGUCGUAGCAGCGCGCAUCGCCCAGACGCUGAGCUGUCGAGCACUUUUCAAGCCCGAGGAGUAGCAUCGUUUUGGGCGUUGCCGCUGCACGCCAAUCAAACCGCCGUCGAACAGGAACGUGUCUUCGCGGAAGCACCGGAUCCGCUACAGCAACGCAAAGUCAUAUGUGCAACCAAUGUUGCCGAGUCGAGCAUUACCGUUCCGGAUGUUGUUGCAGUCAUCGACACGUGUCGAGUGCGGAGUCUGCAGAUGCAACCCGCUACCCGGGGUGCGCUCCAGUUGCGCGAGUCCUGGUGCUCCAAAGCGUCUGCGGCACAGCGGGCUGGACGAGCUGGCCGUGUAACCGCCGGUAUCUGCUGGCGACUGAUACCACGUGAUCCCUUCUGGUUGAAGCAUCUCCCAGAGGACACUGAACCUGAACUGGUACGCACGCCGCUGGAGCGCUGGAUCCUCUGGCUGCUCGGCUGGUCGACUGCAGAGCGUGGAGCGCGUCACAGCCUCGAGCAGGUUGUGCAGCUGCUGCAACGCGAGAUGAUGACGGCACCACCGCAGGCACACACAGAGGCAGCAAUCGUGCGACUGUGGCAAAUGGGCGCUCUGCAGUUAUCGUCAGGUGAUAUGCUUGCCGCAUCUGGGCUUGCAUGGACGGCGAACGGCAUCAAGGUUGCUGCGCAAAAGACGAGGCGCGACGCAGUCGUCGUCCACGAUGAGGCCUCGGGAGACGUCCCCGCGGGAGCAUCGAGUGCAACGCAGCACUUGCCUCGAACGCUGAACGGGGAAACGGGUCCUAGCGCGGAACUCUGGUCGUUGUCGUCGUUGUCGUCGUCGCUGAAGGAUCUGGAAUGCACGCCCCUGGGGUGCAUCCUCUCCGCACUGCCGUUGGAUCCGACUGUGGGCAAGUUGCUCCUCUACGGAGCCAUAUUUGGCUGUUUGUCCUGGAGUCUCACUGCUGCAGCGGUUCUGAUCGAAGGUUCACCUUUUGCGCGCAUCACUGGCGGUGGCUCAAGUCUCAUCCAGAGGCAUCGCUUAGAGGCCUACAGCUCAUUCGAUAGCGAUAUAGCAAGUGCGGUUUACGUUUGGCAGCAGUGGCAGACGCUGUGCGCACAGGCGGCCUCUGCGGGGAAAGGGGCGUUGGCUGCGUUCCUCGCACAGAAUGCACUCUCCGAACGCGUCAUGGAACAAAUUCAACAGACACGACUUUCUCUGGAGCGAACGCUCGACGACAUUGGACUCGAGCCAGGGCCCAUCGACUGGCACGAAAACGAACAGCAUCAACGGAUCCACCGAGCAGUCCUAUACGCAGCACUGGUGCCGCAACUGUUGCGAGCGACCCCAGUGAGUGGAAAGCAGCAGAAGGAUACAUCUUCUGCGAAGCACGGGAAUGGAGCGACACCGAAUUCAACCACAUGGCAACUCUUUGACGAAACCAAUACCCCGGUGUGGCUGCACCCGUCAUCGUUGGUACGUCUGGAACGUAGCGAGGAGCAGCGGCAGCAGCUGUCAUCUCACGCAGUCCGGUGGUUUACCUACGCCCAGCGGGUCACUACGAGUCGUGCUUUUGUACAGCAGGUAAGCGCUGUACCUGUCUUUGCCGUGUUGCUUUUCAGCGGCCGCGAUAUCCGUAUUGAACACGAAGCUCAGCGGGUUAUCGUUGAUGGUUGGAUCCGCUUUCGUUGUGCUGCACGAACGGCUGUCUUGUUGCGGAGCUUUCGGCAGCAGACGGAGAAGGUGUUGUCGGCUUAUUUUGCGUCCCUGAUGGGCCCUGGAAGAGACACCAGCACCAGCACCAGCACCAGCACCAGCACCAGCACCAGCACCACUGCGGAUCCUCACUGGCCAGUACGUUGUCGAACGCUGCGCAGCAUAUUGAAGAGGCUCGUCGCCUACGACUAG
This is a messenger RNA of Cyanidioschyzon merolae strain 10D, 5997 nucleotides long. Its product is annotated as similar to ATP-dependent RNA helicase A. The transcript has a single exon. Gene Ontology annotation, molecular function: ATP binding; RNA binding. The coding region runs from base 1 to 5997 and encodes 1998 amino acids. Gene Ontology annotation, cellular component: intracellular anatomical structure. NCBI's taxonomy places the organism in Eukaryota, Rhodophyta, Bangiophyceae, Cyanidiales, Cyanidiaceae. The record is from RefSeq and is a predicted model, not a curated record.